GGUAGGGGCGUCGAUCGUCUUCACAUUUUUUGUAACGUAAUGCCGCCUCCCCUUUUCAGCUCACUUUUGUAGGAAGUAGCAGCGUAAACUAAAGGCCGCGGGUAAUAGACGUGUAAGUGAGCCACGUAGGCAGGAACACCUUGUGUUGCUGAACGGGUUGGCGGCUUUGCGCUCUUUAGAAGUGUUCUCAACACGCUGCAAGCUGAUGCUAUUUUGUAUCGUACUUUUGUUUUGUAAACAAGGUUGACCAACAUGUCUGGAGACCCGGGAGGUGACGUGGAAAUUGAAAUAUCUGGGAAUAUUGCUGCUCCUGAGAAUUUUACAAGUUCCUCCAAGGAAGGACACAGGCCGUCGGUGAAGGCUGGCGUUGAGGAUAGUGGCCAAGCUGUCGGCCAGCGGCUCUCCCUUCUCCUCCUUGUCAUGGAAGUUGUCCAGAAAGGUCACCCAAAGUCCUCAGAAAAUCUUCAUCCACAUCAUCGUCACAGUUUUGUGAUGCAGCUCCCCAUGCAGUUACAGCUGGCAUCUCCAUCAGCACGAGAAUGGGUCAUGCUUCAGAGGGAAAAUGUCCGUCCCUGGACAGUAUUUUUCAGCACGCAGAAGUUCAGGCUACCACUUAAUGCCCAGAGAUGGAGUAAACGUAUGAUCAAGAAUGUUGAAUACUUCCAGUCAAACUACAUGUUUGUCUUCAUCGUUCUUAUUCUUUAUUGCCUGAUUACUUCUCCAUUGCUGUUACUAGCAAUUGCCGCCUCCCUUGGGGCAUGCUAUAUCCUGGCCCUUAAAAAUGCUGAGAAGAAAAUUGUAGUUGGAGGACAUAAAGUGUCCAUGGCUCAUCAGUAUGCUGUUAUUGGGGUCCUCUCCCUUCCUGUGUUCUACAUAGCAGGAGCUGGAGCUGCCCUUUUCUGGGUCUUAGGAGCCAGUCUGUUCAUCAUUGCCAUCCAUGCUUCAUUAUACAACAUUGAGAGUCUCCUUGGAUCAGAUGAGGAACUUUUUGACCUGCAAAUGGAACAGGUUUAAAUGGUAGUGGAUGCAUAUAUCUCAUCAAUAAAUUUCCCAAAGACAGGAUACAGCUUCAUGGAAAACAACAUGCAAGAUUAAGACUUUUCUCUACCGGAUAAUAUUUUGAUAUCCUAAAACUGUCAAAUAGAAGAAAACUUGAAAGACUUCACUUCUGCUUUGCUCUCUGUUGAUAGUAUUGUGAUGGCCAGUUAACCACCAGCUCCAGUGUGGAAACAAGUUCUUCACUUCUUGCAGAAAUUGCAUCAAAUUGGAUAACAUGGAGAAUGGAAGCAGUUGAAUAUGUAAUUGAGUGAUAUUGGCUACCUGGGCAGAAGUAACUGAAUAACAAUAUAUUGAUACAUUACUGCCAUUAUUUAUCUCCUUAUUGCCAUGAAGUGAACUUCUCUCCUGCCUUCAUUAGUUUAUUAAUUUCAAACUACUUAUCAAAACCAUAUAUUUUAUAUUUCUAUGUAGUUCAUGUCACUGAAGCAGUAUGUUCAGCAGCAAUAGAAUGAAUUUACUAUUAAGCAAUAGCACUGUGUGAGAUGCAUAGCAUUUGAUCCUAGUGUAAUGAAAGUGAAUGUUUGCAACAAUUAAGUUUUGAUUGUUUUUGCAACCAGAUGAAGAGAGUAGCUUUAAAAUUACCAUGAAGUUCUUCUAAAUCAUAUUUAUUUUCUUUCCUUAAUACAACAAGUUUGUAACUCAAAGUCUGAAUUUAUGUUGAUAAGAUGUUUUUAUUUUUUUCACAGAAUGCACAUUGCCUUAAAGAAACACUGUGCACGAAGCUCCAUUCUAUUCAUGUAGUGUGAGUUUAUGUGACAGGACAGUCACAGAAUAACAUGAUUUAGAUGAGCAGAAAUGGAAAAUAUUGUUUUUGUGUCCUAUAAUUUGUAUCUUUCAAGAAAGGCAAAGAUAUUACAGUAAAUUAAAUUUCAGAAAUUGUAUAGGAAGUAGGAAAAAUUAUCAUAAUAGUUUCUAAUAAGAUGGAGAAUUUUGUGAAUGUAUUUUUUAUAAGAAUUUGAUACUAAGCAUGUUUAUUUGCAAAAUGUGGACAUAUUCAACAGGACUAUCAAUAAUAAACUUAACUGUUAAGGAAGUACAUAUCAAGAAAUAGCUGUCAAUUGUCCUUUUGCAAAAUAAUUUCAUUGUCCUUUUGCAAAAUAAUUUCAGUAUGGAAGAAAAGGUUUCAGUGUCAAUCAUCAGGCAAGAUAAUCCUGUAUUAGCUCACACUUAUGACAGGACUUGCCAUCAUUCAAGUUAUCAGUGAGAUGGGUGAUUGCUUUAGUAAUAACUCUGAAUAUCAGUGCUUUAGCAUUUCAGGUAAGGAAUAUAACUGUGAUUCUGUUAAGUCUCAGAUUUUGUAUAGGAAUAGCUUUAUUCAAGAUGCAUAGUGCUUUUAAAAAAUAUGCACACUAUUAACUACAAAUAUAUUAUGAGCUGAAUAUGCUGAAGUGAUUCUUAUGGCACACCCAUCAUAAAGUAUUAUUAUUAAGGCAAGUGAGAAUUUGUAUUUAAUUUUGAACUCUGGAAAAUAGUGGAUGCAAUUGUGAAAAUAUGCAAAAGCAUUUUUGAAGGGAAUGUGUAAUUUUACUGGUAAUAUCUUCAUUGUCAUUAAAGGUACAGUACAUUCAUUAUAGAUCUGGGUGUUAUAUUUCUUUUAUAUGAAUAUCAAUCUUUUGUUUUAUUGUUUUGAAUAAAGAAGAUGAGAUUUUAUUAAAUAAAACCAAGAACUUA
Portunus trituberculatus (swimming crab) is the source of this 2730-nucleotide messenger RNA. Its product is annotated as prenylated Rab acceptor protein 1-like. The record is from RefSeq and is a predicted model, not a curated record. The coding region runs from base 253 to 1014 and encodes 253 amino acids. NCBI's taxonomy places the organism in Eukaryota, Metazoa, Arthropoda, Malacostraca, Decapoda, Portunidae. The transcript has 7 exons. Gene Ontology annotation, cellular component: Golgi apparatus.